AUUUUUUCAAAAUAUUUAAAUUAUUUUCCAGUUUAGCGCUGAUAGGAAAUCAUUUUGAUUUUGAAUUUAUUAGUUUGUUUUGUGCCUUUUGGAACGGGUGUUUUCAGUGAACGAAAAAUCUAAAGUGCUGAUAAUGACUGAUGUACCCCAGAUUAUUGAACUCGAUAAAGUGAUCGAGCCUCAUUUAGACGGCGGAAAAUUGCUGACAUAUAAUAGUCGUUAUCUUACAAAACCUGGCGACAAUUAUGGCAGUGUAUUACUGGCCAUUAAUGCUAAAAUACAAACUAAAUGUGGAACUAUCAAAGAAUUACCCUUAAUUGCGAAACUACCACCGAUAACUAACGAACUGUUGUGGCAAAUGUUUCAACCAGAACGCACCUGUUUAACAGAAAAUGCGGUUUAUACUUAUCUAAGUCCAGCUCUAAAGGAAUUACAAAUAGAAGCGGGUAUACAUGAAUCAAUGCUGUAUGAUGGUUUAUCAAAAUAUUACGGUUCCAGAAUAUCAUUGGAUCCGAAAGCGACAAAAGUGGAUACAAAUGCGGUAUUGGUACAAGAAAAUCUACAAACAUUAGGAUUUCGGGCAGGAAAUCGUCAUAAAAUGUUCGAUUUGCAACAUGCUAGAGUUAUUUUACCACAAGUAGCACAAUUCCAUGCCUUAGCCAUAGCAUUGCGUAUGAAAAAGCCCGAAGAUUUCAAUAAGAAUAUAAGACCGAAUUUUCGUAGAUUCGAUGUUAAUAACGGGAUGAGUGAAGAGGCAAAAUUGCAAUUUGAACAAGAGCUAUUGGAUGAUGUGGUAGCGGCCACCGGAAAUGAUGAAAUUAUUUUACAAAGAGUUAGAGAAUUGAUAAAUGAAUAUAAUAAUUUAAUGAGUUCACCCGAUAAGGAAGAUGAUUUGUAUACAACUAUAGUACAUUUUGAUAUGUGGAUUAAUAAUUUAAUGAUUAAAUAUGAUGAGAACAAUUUACCAUGUCAAGUCAAAAUCAUAGAUUUCCAGAUGGCCGAAUAUGAGAGUCUAGUUUACGAUGUUAUAUUCUUUAUGUUUUCAAGUCUGGAAAUUGAAGUUUUGGAACAUUAUACUAACGAGCUUUUCUUACUGUAUUAUAAUUCAUUAAUUAAAUGUUUAAAUUCCGUGGGUAUCUCUACGAAGCCAUAUUCUUUUGAAAGUUUCUUAUCAGAAAUUCACAAAUAUGCUCCGGUAGCCAUUUGUCUUGUACUCUUUAUGAUACGCAUUAUUUUGGCAGAUGAUAGCAUAAUGCCGGAUAAUUUCAACGAUGUGAAUAUGGAGGUUUUAUCGAAGAACGGUAAUCAAACGGUAACCCGACGUACGGCUGAUGUCAUACGUUUGGCACAAAAAUACGAUUUUUUCUUUAGAGAUUAAUUUUAAAUAGUACUUUUUUUGAACUUAAACAGUAUUAUUUAACAAAUGUAUGUAAUUAAUUGUUGUUAAUGUGUGAAAUUUAAUAUUUAAUGUAAAU
This is a messenger RNA of Lucilia cuprina (Australian sheep blowfly), 1475 nucleotides long. RefSeq lists its product as uncharacterized. The transcript has 4 exons. NCBI's taxonomy places the organism in Eukaryota, Metazoa, Arthropoda, Insecta, Diptera, Calliphoridae. The coding region runs from base 134 to 1378 and encodes 414 amino acids. The record is from RefSeq and is a predicted model, not a curated record.